This is a messenger RNA of Poecile atricapillus (Black-capped chickadee), 3865 nucleotides long. RefSeq names its product pre-mRNA 3'-end-processing factor FIP1-like. Gene Ontology annotation, cellular component: mRNA cleavage and polyadenylation specificity factor complex. Gene Ontology annotation, molecular function: RNA binding. The record is from RefSeq and is a predicted model, not a curated record. The transcript is spliced from 16 exons. Bases 1297 to 2667 code for a protein of 456 amino acids. Lineage: Eukaryota; Metazoa; Chordata; Aves; Passeriformes; Paridae.
AUCUUGAGAUGCUCAAACCAGCACAUUCUGUGAGAUCUCUCAAGUGGUGUGGGUAAAACUUGGAGAUAAAACCAAUGAUCAAUUUGGCUUUCUGUGGAAGGGAUUGUUUGUCCUGGCUUAUAUUUGCUCUCUGUUUGUAGCUGUGUGUUUUGCACCAGCAGAGCUUGGUCUCAGCACAGGAUUACCUGUUUGCCAUUUUAAAUGUAACGUUUUUCAGAAGGCUUGGUUUUCACCGGGCUUGUGUGUGUUCAGCCCCUUCCAAAGUUCAGUUUAGUGUUAUUGUUAUUGUAGGUGCAGUGUUUGGAAUGUUGAGGCUGUUACAGAUACUGUCCUACUUCUGUGCUUAAGGAACAUGAAAACUUGUUCAGAUAAACAAGUGGUAAAAAACAUGGUAAAUUGUUACCUAAAAACAUCAAAUGAGCUUUGUGAGGAGGAACAACUUUUAGACAGAAAUUUACAGCUGCUUUACAUAAAUCUGCUGUUCCUUGUCACUUUCAUCUUAAUGUAAUUUUACUUUACAAGCAGGACUAAAAAUCUAAAUUUCCAGCAACUGUCUCCAAUAACUGCAAAAUGCAGGAAGGAAGAAUAUUAGUGGCCAUGCUGGCUCUCCUUUAUUUCUCCUUUUUUAAAUUUUUUCCCCCAUAUUUCUUUGUUGCACAAUGACAAUCUGCCUAAAUGAAGAGCUGUGGGGUGUUUUAAGAAAAAUGACUCUUUGUUUGCUCUGCUGUCAGCAGCUGCAGCUCCAGGGAUGCACUGCUGGCUUGUCUGGAGUGUUUGUCCCCAGCCAGGACGCAGAAAUCUGCAGAGUUUGGGAUGCAGCAUCAUUGACAUUCCUGAGCCUAAGGGAUGUGUUAGAUGCCAGCAGGAAGCUGUGCUGUCAGCAGUGCCCAGGAUUAUGUUGGCAUUCUGGAGAAGUGAAAUCUCUGCCAUGUUUGUCUGUGCCCAGAUGAUGCUGGGGACCUGUCAGAUGUUGUGAUUGUGCCAAAUCCGAGCUGAGCCAGCUGCCACUGAGCUGUUGAGUACUGUCAGGUGCUCUCUGGAUGUGUGAAACUGAUUCUUCCCAGCAAAAGCAAAGCCAAGCCAGGAGGAUGGAUUUUUUUUGUCAGACACACAGAAUCUGCUCACCCUCUGCAGGAUGCUCCCCAGGAGAGCCGGCCCGUCAACAACGAGGACAGAGAGAUAUCCCAGCACGCCCUUCCCAGUGGUGAGGAUGAUGAGGAUGACAGUGACAGCGACAGCGAUGAUGAUGACGUGAAGGUCACAAUUGGCAACAUCAAGACGGGAGCGCCAUCCUACAUGGGAACUCCUAUGAAUCUAAACUUAAAAACGGGUAGAGGCUAUGGAGCAUCAGCUUCAGCCAAGUUGCAGCCCAAAGGUAUUGACUUGGAUGCCGCAGGGAAUAUUAAUGGAUUGCCUGUGAUAGAAGUGGAUUUGGAUUCAUUUGAAGACAAACCGUGGAGGAAGCCAGGUGCUGAUCUUUCUGAUUACUUUAAUUAUGGAUUCAAUGAAGAAACAUGGAAAGCUUAUUGUGAAAAGCAGCGGCGGCUUCAGCUGGGGCUGGACCCUGCUCCUCCCAUCAGCACUGAGAACAAGAUCACGGUUCAGCAGGGAAGAACAGGAAAUGCUGAAAAAGAAGUGGAAAACAACAUCAUCAAAACAGAGUUCAAAACAGACUUCUUGGCUCUGGUGGGAGGACGAAUGAAGGCUGGGCCUCCUCCCAACAGGAAGCUGGGUGGGACCAUUGAUGUGAUCGGGGGCCAGGCAGGCACGAUCCGCAGGGUGGAAGGGAGACGUCGGGAUAAACACGCCACGGAGGAAAACCCCAUUCAGGUCCUGGGAGACCACGGCAGCAAGCCCCAGCCCCCCCAGCAGCCCCAGCAGCCCUCGCAGCCCCAGCAGCCUCCUCAGCAGCAGCCGUUCGCUCCACCAGCAGGGCCUCCACCUCCCCCGCUCGCUGGGCCUCCUCCUCCACAUUUCCUGCACCCUCCUCCUCCAGUGACUUCUGUUCCACCUCCCCUGCAUCCUCCAGGCCUGCCACCUCCAGGUCCAAUUCCAGGGUUGUUCCCACCACCUCUGGCACCACCACCAGCUCUCCUCAUCCCAACCUUGGAUGGGCAGCCAGCCAGCUACAACAACAGGCAGCCACCUCCCUUUGGCUACAACUCUGCAGAUUCAGGUUUCAUCAGCUACCCCCCCAUCUCCACGUCCCACACGCCCUGGGUGACCACGGUGGACAAGGGCACGAGCAGCUCCAGCAGCAGCCACUGGGAAUACUCGGGCUCCAGGCGGGAGAGGGAGCGGGAGCGCGAGCGCGAACGGGAGAGGGAGCGAGACCGAGACCGUGACCGCACCCCGACCACCAGUGAAUACAACAAUGAUGACGAGCGGUACCGCUACUACAGCCGUGAGCGCAGCUACGACUUCGAGCGCGAUUACCGGCGCAGCCGCGACCGCAGCCGCGAGCGCGAGGAGCGGCACCGCGAGCGCCGCCACCGCGACAAGGACGACGGCAGCAAACACAAAUCCUCCCGCAGGAAGCAGCACGAGAGCGAGGAGGGGGAGAGCCACCGGCGCCACAAGCACAAAAAGAACAAGCGGAGCAAGGAGGAGAAGGAGGCCAGCGAGGACGGAGCCCAGGAGGGCGAGGAGCAGGACACCAAGGAGUGAGGCAGGCCCCCAUCAGCCCUCAGCAGGAACUCACUCCCGUGGAACCAGCAUGGCUUUGGUGAUAUUUUGCUUGGGGGGUGAUUUUUUUUUAUUAUUAUUUUUUACUUUUUUCCAAGGGAAGAGGCUGACUGGGCGAGCCGUGGCACAGCCGGCAGCGCUUCCGGAGCUGAGGCUGCACGUGCCCUUAAACUUCCUUUUUUUGUUUGUUUUUGAUACAAGACAAUACAGCAGUACUAGUUACAAAGCACUGAGCUACUCAUCCACAUCCCUAGGGAGAACUUUGGUGUAUCAGAUCCUAUGGUUUCUGAUGGAAGAUGGCUUCAGCUGAAACUAACGCAAUUAGGUCGUAGUUCUUGGUUCUUUUUGUCAUCAUCAUUCCUUUUUGAGAACUAGGACAGUAAGUGCAACUUGAAAUUUAUUGUCCAAAGAACAGCGUGGCUUAGAUCCCGGCAGCCAGCUUAGAGUCUGGCAUCCAGUAGUGAAAAGUCUCAUCCCUGAAUAAAUUUCUUUCUAGCUACAAAAACAGCUUCUGAUUUCUCCGUGGCCAGCUGGGCGUGUCAGGAGGAGCUGCAGGAUCUGCUCCAGGUGGGCACAGGGGCCUGCCUGGAUGUGACAGCUUCCAGAAGCUGCUGAGGGCGUUCACACAGCGUGUGCAGAGACUCCAAAACUGGCUUUUUUUAUCCAUUGCGAAGGUAGUUGUGUCUCGUUGCACCUCUACGUGGGGAAUCAAUGAAGAUCCAUAGCAAGAGCAUGAAUUUCUCUUUAAUUCCUUUUGACUUAACUAUUUUAUUUCCUUUUUUUACUAAGAGUUGACUGAAUAACCUAGAGUGCAGUAGAGAACACCAAGUCCCAGUUAGCAGUUUGCCCUCGUGGGGUUGGCAUUUCUAUUUGGGUAUCACCAACACUCCUGUCCAAUGCAUUCCUUUCCCUUAGAUUCCAAAAUAAAUUUAGUCAAAUUCCAAAGUUUCUUUGGACUUAGUAUUGGUUGGGGAAAGGGCAACAGAGAUGUUUCUGGGUGGGAAGAACAGGGGAAAUAAUUUUGAGGGGUUUGGGUCUGUCUGGUCCUUAGGAUCUGCCCUUCUGUUCAUGUGACUCCACAAAUGUCUCAUUUUCCUUUGACUUGUUAUUUAAAACUGUCUGAAAUAUUUGUCCUAAAAUAAUAUGGUUCUGAAAUGUUCUGUAUUUUUUUGUAUUGUAA